Sitophilus oryzae (rice weevil) is the source of this 513-nucleotide messenger RNA. RefSeq names its product small integral membrane protein 8. The record is from RefSeq and is a predicted model, not a curated record. The coding region runs from base 186 to 437 and encodes 83 amino acids. The transcript has 2 exons. Lineage: Eukaryota; Metazoa; Arthropoda; Insecta; Coleoptera; Curculionidae.
GAAAAAUUAAAAUGUAACCUAUAUAAUUUUGAUAUUUGAGAUUAAAUUGAUAUUCGAGAUUAAAAAUAUUUGUAAUUUGUAAAAAUUUAGUAGGAAUAGUAGUUAAUAAUAUACAUAUUUAUUUAAAUAAAACUUAGUAAGUAUAGAGGAACUUUUAUCUACAUGUGGUUUUUUUUUAAAUAAUAAUGUCCAAUAAAGAAAACAAACCAGGUGAUGGUAUACGUUCCUUGAAAUCUACAAACUUAUUCCGAGCAGUAAAUUUUGAACUUUACGUAAAACCUAAUAUCGUUGUUAUGGGUUUAGGAUUAACAGCACUUGCCGGAUGUUUUGGAUAUAUUGCUUAUAUGAGAUACAAAUAUGAAAGUUUAGGAUACUAUGGUGCAAUUAAAGAUGAUGGAUCUGAAGAAUUUUUAAAAAAGAAAUCUAGAUGGGAUUAAUUGUUCUACUGUAUUGUAAAUAUGUAAAUUAUUUAGUUAAUAAAUAGUAAAAUUAAAUUAGGUUCAAAAUAUAUAA